AUGGCUUCUGAUACUUCAGCGUUCGCCCACACGGUGCUUCCAACAGACGCACACCAUAUUCGUCUUCUAAAAUUUGAAGAUACGGCGUCGACGGGACCUCUCAGACUUAGCUUAGGAGUAUACAAAUUCUCAGACGAGCCGGUGUACAAUGCGCUCUCCUAUGAGUGGGGGGAUGACACAGCAGAUCGAACAAUAUUCAUCAACAAUCGUCCAUUCCUCAUCCGAGACAACUUACACACCUGUCUGGGGAUUCUAGCUGGCAGUGAGCAGCGAAGUACCCCGUUCUUCGCGGACGCGAUCUGCAUCAAUCAAGAAGACACUCCCGAGCGGAGCGCCCAAGUGCAGCGCAUGGGUGAUGUAUACAGUCAGGCGCAGAAGGUUCUGGUCUGGCUGGGUCCUGGAACCGCUGAGUCGGACCUUAUUUUCGAUAUAUGUGCAGAGGCAAAGCAAAAUGAAAUAGACCUGGAGGGCUCUAGCGGAAAUGCGCUUGAUAUGCUGUACCAGCGUUCUUACUGGACCAGGCUUUGGAUUAUCCAGGAGCUAUUCCUUGCGCAGGAUGCGGUUGUCUUCUGUGGCUCCAAAUCUGCGCCCUGGUCAUCGUUCAGGGAGCUAACAACUGCCGUCAGAGGAGAGUUUGUUCUCGGGGGGUUCACUGGAGCGGAAAUACAACUUGGCAGUUCGUCCAGGGGGUUACAUACAAGGAAAGUGCUCAGCUAUUUAGACAGAAAAGACCGAGAGGACAGCAUUUUGAACCAGACGAUAGACGAAAUUGUGGUCAAGUUUGGGGAAGCUCAAUGUCGAGAUGUGCGCGAUCGAGUCUAUGGUCUGCUUGGCCUCGCCAGAAUGCCGGAGGACAGUCGGGGCCUUAGGAUUAUGGCCGAUUAUUCCGCAACGACAGUCAAUCUGUUCGUCCGACUGCUCAGUAACAUGCCAUAUGUCCUUCCAUUGAAGUAUACUGCACUAGAGGUUUUCAAUAUCCUACAACUGCACCAUGUCCAUGACUGUGCAUGGGACGUCGGUAUUCCAGACAAAAUCUGUGACCUCGGUUUCGAAGUCGGGCUCACGCAUCUCGGACACACUCGACAUGCGAACUCUCAAUCAUCGGUAUGCGACUGGUGUAAAUCCCAGGGCAAGAUGCAGAAACACCCCACUUUUGAACUGGAUGAGCAUCUUCGACAAGAGUUGCGCGGCAAGGCCAUUUCAGAGUUUAUGGUCGGCAGAAUACAAUGUAGUCUGGCCGCCCAUAACUGCGGUCCUCUGUUGUCCCUAGGGCCUUAUAACAGCUGCGUUACCGCGAGGGAGCUCAAUGAGGGAGACGAACUGUUUCUGAUGGAGGGAACCAAUCUCGUGCUGAUUGGACACAAAGGAAACGCAGACGACGAGUCUGAUCAGCCUGGCAUGGAAUUCACGCGAGGAGUACUCGCACACACAAAAGAUGAAGAAGGUAUCCUACGAGCAGCAAAAUUGCUUGAAGCUUGCUUGCCAUCUUUGCCUGCUCCAAGAGAGGUCCGUUUAGAGAAGGCACGCUGGGAAAUCCCCAGGUAUCCAUUCGAUGUAAUUUAUGAAGAGCUCACCUUGCGGCAGGUUAUGCUCAUUCUGACGCAAGCUGCACAACAUAGCAACCAUUAUGAUGAGCCGCUAUAA
Aspergillus pseudonomiae is the source of this 1644-nucleotide messenger RNA. Its product is annotated as HET domain-containing protein. The record is from RefSeq and is a predicted model, not a curated record. The coding region runs from base 1 to 1644 and encodes 547 amino acids. The transcript has a single exon. NCBI's taxonomy places the organism in Eukaryota, Fungi, Ascomycota, Eurotiomycetes, Eurotiales, Aspergillaceae.